Messenger RNA from Cyclospora cayetanensis, 1842 nucleotides. RefSeq lists its product as uncharacterized. The coding region runs from base 1 to 1842 and encodes 613 amino acids. Lineage: Eukaryota; Apicomplexa; Conoidasida; Eucoccidiorida; Eimeriidae. The record is from RefSeq and is a predicted model, not a curated record. The transcript is spliced from 4 exons.
AUGAAUCCCUCCUUUUUCCCUGGCCGAGGCUGUGGAAAUGGGCUGCUCCAACAAGCCGACAUCCCCGCCAAGUCCGAAGAAAUGCCCGCGUCAGUUCUAGAGCCCUUACAGUCUAGCCGAGAGGAUGUUACCAGUACCAACCCUUUCGAUGACUAUGAAGGGGAUCCCUCGGCUUCCUCUCAUAUCAGCCAGGCGAAGGCAUCCAGCACGGCAUUUGCCGCCACCGGUGACAGCGGAUCGCGUGGCGGGCACAUGAGAAAUGCGGCAUCUUCCGUUUUGUACCCUGAAGGAUUGCCGCGGUUUCUUGGGGUGCUACAACCAACUGUUAGCUUUGGCUUGUACCGCUCAACUUUGAGCCGAGGCAUGGACUUUAUUGCACACUUCGUUGCUCUGACAACUCUGCUUUCCUUUUUCGCGACCAUUCUGGCCAUCAGUUGGAUGCAGAAGCUCUGCCUACCCAUCGCCAAGCAGUGGAAUAGCAACUACACACUCGUAUUCGGAGCCUUUAUGGCCUUAUUGGCAGUUUUUUCAUGGCGAUCUGCAACGAACUUCGACCUAAGGCGAUCCAAAUUCUUCCUGUUUCUCCUGGGAUGGCGCCUCCAUGCAUUGUUGCUGCUUUCGCUUCUCAUGAUACUUAGCCUUGCCUUUAAACCCCAGUUCAACGCGCACGUACAAAAUAGCGUCCGCUCUUGCAUGCUUGCAAGCAACAGUGCCGAAAGCUCUUCAUUCCGCCUGUCGCCCUCCAGCGCCUCUCUUCUGCAGAGUGUUCAACUCUCCGGUCUGCAGGCAAGUGAUGCUCUUCUUCGUGCUUCGGCCAUGCCCAGCAUCACGGAAGAAGGCCUCGGCACACCAGGCUUUUCCGCAAAAGGGGUGCAGUCAGCUUAUCCUGUCGUCGUCUCUGAAAAAGCAACCGACGCCGAACCCACUGGACAGUCCGCAGACGUCAAAAAGGUGGUGAAGCCCUCUCCACUAACUCCGGCAGGCAAGUUGGCUUCGCAACAAGAGGUUGCUUCGCCGGCAGUUUCUGGGCAGGAGCCGGAGUUGCUGGCAGAAGGCGGAGGGAAGUCUUUCACUGGAGGUACAGACAGCAACCAGCCCAUUGCCGUGGACAGCUCUUCUAGCCCUCCUUCGCAGCCAGAAAGCGGUCAGGAGGAAGGCGAAGCAAGGGUAGCAGACGAAGGCGUAUCUGGCACCGCUAUCUCUGCGGAGCAGCAAGAGAGCCCAGCAGCAGGUGUGUUAACGCCUUCUGGUGAUGGCACCGUGGUUGGCAAAGUUCCCGAGGUAAAAGAUGCUAGGAACGCUCCUGAACAGGGGUCUCCCCUUCAGGCAGACACAGCGACGGCACCGCCAGAUAGCAGUGCUCAUCAAGACGAAGCACCAGACUCAACAGCAGCAGCAGCAUCAAGUGAGGAGGCGCAGGCGGGUCAUGAAGCCGCCGAUCAGAAACCUGCACAGACACUGGAGCUUGAGAAGCAACGGGCGCGGCUGGAGGCGGCGCAGCACGCGGCUGUUCAAGAAGCCAAUGCCUUCGUGCUUGUUGCUCUGGUCGUUGCGUCUUUUGCGCUUGUGUUUGAGCUCUAUCUGAUGUAUGCCUGCUGGAGCUUCAAGGUGUGGAUGGAACGAGGCUACGAGAGCGUGGUCUUAGCAGGCGUUGCCCCAUUCGCAACGGCGGAUGCAGGCGACGGAUGGCUCGCUUAUGCAGUACGGAUGCCUCAAUCCGUUCAAAUGGAAACCUAUGGUGCCGAUGCGGGUAGGCCAGGGCGGCUGCCGCUGUUCUUGCAAACGACGGAUUCUUUUGACGGCUUCGCUCAUUUCGGCCUCCCGAUGACAGGACGCUGGUGA